AUGGAGGAGAAGAAGGGAUUUGCAACUAGUACUGAGGAUAUUCAGUCUAAGUUGGACAAGAAACUAGGGCCUGAGUAUAUUUCCAAAAGGGUGGGGUUUGGCACAAGUCGAGUUGCUUAUAUUGAGGGCUGGAAAGCAAUCAACUUGGCUAAUCAGAUAUUUGGCUAUAACGGCUGGAGUACGGAGGUGAAAAACAUUACAGUUGAUUUCAUGGAUGAACGUCAAGGGAAGUUUUGUAUUGGAUGCACAGCCAUCAUCCGCGUAACACUGACUGACGGAACGUUUCGAGAGGACAUUGGAUAUGGAACUGUGGAAAAUGAGCGUCGGAAAUCGUCUGCAUUUGAGAGAGCCAAGAAGUCUGCAGUUACGGAUGCGUUAAAGAGAAGUCUACGAGCCUUUGGUAAUGCACUUGGAAAUUGCUUAUACGACAAGGCGUUUUUAGCAAAGAUCGACAAAGUUAAAUUUGAUCCACCAGAUUUUGACGAAGGAAACUUAUACCGUGCGACUGACGAAGCUAAUGAAAAUUCUAAGUUAAAUGUCGCUGAUCAAGACUCUGGUCGCCCUCCGAGCAAAAGACGGAAUUUUAAUGGCUACCAAAACUCAGAAUCGAGAACGAUACCCGGCGGCUUCGAGGGAGGCAACAACAUCACGACAAACCUGCAGGCAGAACAGUCGGCGCCUUCGCAUUCAGCAGAAACUGGGAUACAGCCGCAAGAUGCAGACGAGUUGGAUGAUUCUUUUAUGUUUAGCGACGAACUCCAAGACGAAGACUUGAUAUCAGCUGGCAAUGCUAAUGGUCACAAUUCAAUGGCUUCAGUACCUGUUGCUGUUCCAGAAGAGUCUGCCCAGAGCGUCACUUCACCUCCUGUACCGGCCACUUUUGUCACAGCCAAAGCCGCACCAAACGUACAAAACAAGGCACCCGUUCCACCUAGCGGAAUAUUCAAUCCAAAAUUUAAAGCACAAUCGAUAAGACACACUGUCGAUCAAACAACGUCCACACACAUAAAAGCUAGUGUCCUGCGCGAAAAUGGGCUUGAAGGUAAUCGCACGGCUGUUUACCAGCGUUUUGCCCCUAAAGGUAAGGUUAUAGACAGCAACCCCUCACUAGAUACCCCAUCCAAAGAUCUUGCGUCUAAUAAUGUUACUAAUACUGCAGGCACUACAGCGACAAGAGAAGGGUUACCUUCAAAAACUAUUUCAAAUUUGAAUCCUGCUGUUGUAAAUACACCAGUUCAGAGAAAGCCAGUAGGUAUGCCAAAAGGGCACCUCCCCAAUCUCCGCAAACCAGUAUAA
Lachancea fermentati is the source of this 1296-nucleotide messenger RNA. The record is from the annotation of a GenBank genome assembly. NCBI's taxonomy places the organism in Eukaryota, Fungi, Ascomycota, Saccharomycetes, Saccharomycetales, Saccharomycetaceae.